Messenger RNA from Aspergillus oryzae RIB40, 708 nucleotides. RefSeq lists its product as uncharacterized. The record is from RefSeq and is a predicted model, not a curated record. Lineage: Eukaryota; Fungi; Ascomycota; Eurotiomycetes; Eurotiales; Aspergillaceae. The transcript has a single exon. Bases 1 to 708 code for a protein of 235 amino acids.
AUGGCUGAAACAUGGAUGGCUCUUCCGCUCUUUAACCGUCAAAAUUCUCCAGAAUCAUCGCGUGAUGUUCUGUCGAUGGCGAGCCCCGGGCUGCUACCUAUAGAUCCUUCUCCAGAACACGACGAAACGAACAAGUUCGGUCCCUUUGAUCUUCUUGACAACCUCCCGGGUGAGCUACAACUUCCCGCGGAUUUGAAUCCUGCAAGGGUGGGUCCGACCACUCACUUACCUGACUUGACGGAUAGGGCCGACCCGGAGCCCCGAUGGAUGCAGAUCAGCGACCUUGAAGUUGUAGGACCCGGUGCUGUGACAUGCCCGUUUCCUGGGUGCAAGUCGACACUGCGGUUUACCGGGUCCCGCGAGCUUCGACGGCACUAUAAACAACAUUUCAAACGAUUUUUUUGCCGUUAUCCGCAUUGUCCGCAGGCUGGGCCGGGUCUACAGGGCCCUCAUCCCUCCACUAAGCGCGGCUUCGCGACGAGGAAAGACCGUGCCCGACAUGAGGCAAAGCACGACCCAAGGAUUCAAUGCCCUUGUCUGGAUGAGAGAGGCGAGCGAUGUUCGAGGAUGUUCAGUAGACUUGACAACAUGAGAGAUCAUGUGCGCAGGAUCCAUAAUAACAGCCACUACGCGGGUCAAGAGACACACGGCACGGCCGAUGCGAUUCCCGAUAUAGACAUUCAUCAUGAAAUCGAGGCAAGAAGCUGA